ACGGGAUCCAAUCCAUGUUCAACAUUCAUCACAUGUAUGUUAUCACAUUUAAAGAUACCGUUCCUUACUCACUUUGUCGGUUUAUGGCCUCAUUUUUGUGACACAACAGACAAAGCGUAACGAGACAGCCUCCAAGCAUCAGCUAUACUCGAAUUCACAAAACUAUCAUCCGAGCAAGAAAGAUUCCUACCGUCUUCGAAUACUCAUUUAAGCGGGAAGUAGAAGCACGUAUAAAGAUCUUAGCCUUCACGCGUUAACAGCAUCCUACAUUCGUAUCAAGAUAUCCAGUCAUGCCUUUCCAAUUUGAGCUGCCGACAACUUCAUCAUUUUCGUUUUCAACAUACUUCACCAGCGACUCACAUCCAUCACUACCCUUGGCAGCGAGUACCUACAGAGGAGUUCUUCGUGAUGCUUUGAAGAGACACAAACGACUUACUCCUUCACAACAAUCUUCAAAUCUUUCAUCCAUCCUUCAAGCACUCAAUAAAUACAUCCCAUAUCUAUUAGCUCUUGACUCUGGCAUAUCUUCCCAAUCUCAACCAGGAGCAGAACAUAUAGAUAUCAUUCUUACUUCAACACCAACCUUGGAAUGGCGUCCAACCCUUUCAGAUCACCCAAUCCCUGGGAGAGAAAUCCCAAGAAUAAAGAUACAGAGUCUAGAAUAUGAGAUCUAUUUUGUUCUUUCAACACUAGCUUAUACUCAUGUUCUUCUCUCACGAUCUUCAUUACAUCCUCUCUAUUCAUCAGCUACAGCAUCACCAUCACCUGAUCAAAGAACUUUAUGUAUUAAAGCUGCUACAGAACAAUUAUUAUCAGCUGGUUCAAUUCAUAACUAUCUUUUUACUCGCUCAACGACUUUAACUUCCCCAUCUCCUUGUCCAGAUAUUUCGAAUCCAGUUUUCUGUGCUUUAAGUAGCUUGACUUUAGCAGAAAGCACUUUGCUAGCAGUUUUAAAAGACGAUCCAUAUCCGGCAGCAGUCCAACAAGAUCGCAAUAAAAAUGACAAAGAAUGGAUGAUUAAAGCUCCGGAGAUGCCUAAAGUGCGCGCUCAUUUAUUUGCAAGACUAUGUCUUGCUGCUGCUGAACAUGCGGGUAAUGCAUUAGCAAUGUUAGGUGGGAUGGGUAAUGGAGGAAAGGGAAAAGUUGAUGCUGAGUUAUUAAAAUAUGUGGAAGAUUUACGAAGAGUGGGAAGAGGGAAAGCUUGUAGAUUUUUUGGUGUGGAUGCUGAAUUAGGUGGAAAAACAGGUGAUGGUAUUGGAUGGUUAAGGGCUGGUUUGAGUGAGUUGGGACUAGCGGUGGGAGAUGAUGGAAAGAAAUCUUCUGGGAUAGGAUUCGGAAGAUUUAAGAAAGAAUGGACAGAGAAAAGAGAGGAUCGUAGGGUAGAGAAAGGAAAGGAUUGGGGAAGUGAUGCAGGAAAAGCGGAAGAGGGCAGAGUUUUAGAAAUGUUGGAAAAGAAAUGGGUAAAGAUGAAUGAUACUGUAUGUCAAACCUCAUAUAUCUUCAUACCACAUACUAACAAUGGACAUAGAUCGGUACACAACUUAUACCUUCUAUAGGUACUCUCAUCUCUAGUCUACCAUCAGGACGGGAAAUGCAUACAUUGAAAUCGUAUAAUCCUCCAAGUCUUGACAUGCAAGUCCUGGAAAGUAUGAGAGCACCCCCAGAUCGACCAGAUAUAUAUGAAGAGAAUGAUAGUUCUGAUGAAGAUGAUAAUGGAACACCAGUUGGUGCUUUCCCAGGCACAAAGGGAGAUUAUACUGCUAGCGCGAAUUAUUUUUAAAUGAUAUCUCUUUAUUUCAAAUUUGAUAUUCAAAAUUUAAACACUUAAAAAUUCAAGUAUUUAAAGAUCCAAAUAUCCAAAUAUCCAAAUAUCCA
Sclerotinia trifoliorum is the source of this 1875-nucleotide messenger RNA. The record is from the annotation of a GenBank genome assembly. NCBI's taxonomy places the organism in Eukaryota, Fungi, Ascomycota, Leotiomycetes, Helotiales, Sclerotiniaceae.